AUGUCAAAAAACCUGGAGAUCAUCAAUUUGUCAUUUUUGUUGGAACAUGAGAGGGAAACAAUCCUGGGAGUACUGAAGAGAGAUGAGUAUUUGAAAAAAGUGGAAGAUAAGAGGAUAAGGAAAUUGAAGAAUGAGUUGUUGGAAGUGAGACGAAAAGGUGGAAACCGCCAUUGCCGACAGGACCGCGGCAGGGUCUGUGUUCGCUGUCAGAAAAACCUGGGCUUAAUCUUUGACAGGGGGGACCAGUGCCAAGAAUGCAAACUCACAGUUUGCAACAAGUGUCGUGUUUUGGGAAUUGAUGGGAACUGGAAGUGCACUGUGUGUGCCAAGAUUGCACAGCUAAGGAUAGUGACAGGUGAAUGGUUUUUUGAAGAGAGGGCAAAGCGCUUCAAACAAUCCAACCUCCUUGGAACUGAUGUUGUCAGACAGUCCAUCCUACGCAAAGUCCCAGAUACUGUUUCUGGUAAGAAAGAAGGAGGACAAGCCAAAGAUCACGCCCAGGAGAAUGCAGAGCAAAGGCCAGAUACCCCAGCUUCCUCCACAAGUGGGCAGAAAUCAAUAUUCAGUGGACCCAGAAAGAUAGGGAAGGCCAUCAGGGCAGUGACCAAAGGAGAAAUCGCCAGUGUGAAAGCUGAAGAUGGAAGAAGCAGCAGUUCAGAGGCUGAUGCCCAAAGUUUACGCAGUGUCAGGUCUACUCCCUGUUCUGACAGGGGGAGCACUCUUUCGCUGAACAACAAUGACGCGGAGACCCUUCCCGGUAACAUGAAAGGCACAGUGAGCUCUGGGUACCGAAGCAAUGCCUCCACUCCAGUCCAUCCGAGGUCACCAGCACUGAGCACACGCAGCAUGACUUCAGAUUACGGCAGGCAGGACCCUGGUUUAAAAAAUGGUGCUUCUGUGCCUGCAAGUGAAAGUGUACCUGAAGAUUUAGUCAAGAGACACCAUAGGAAUGCAUCUGGAACACCUUCAAUAGCAGUUUCUAGGGCAUCUCUAGCAUCAGAUCUCAGCAGAUCUGAGAUAGAUUUGAGUGGGUCUUUCUCAGAAGAAAACAAGGAUGCUGUAAGCUUAAGAAGUAAAUCUGUACCAGACGCGUUAGACCAGGACCUGGAUUACCUGGACGAGAUAGAGGAAGACCCUGAUGACAUAGUGGCCUCUCAUUAUCUAAAACAUCGUGGACCUUUGGCAAUUGGAUUAUCAACAAACUUUCCUGAAGGCUCUGACAGGAAAUGCUCCUACUUAAAUGUACCUGACGCAGAUGGUGAUACUACUAGCAUUAACAGCAUGAUGAGUGUUUACAGUGAAACUGGGGACUAUGGCAACGUGAAGGUCAGUGGGGAAAUACUUCUCCACCUCAGCUACAGCUACAAAACGGGUGCCCUCAACAUCCUGGUAAAAAACUGCAGAAACCUGGCCAUAGCAGAUGAAAAGAAGCAAAGAACAGAUCCCUAUGUCAAAGCAUACCUCCUGCCAGACAAAUCUCACCAAAGUAAACGCAAGACCAAAAUCAAAAGCAACACCACCAAUCCAGAGUUUAAUGAAACACUAAAGUAUGUCAUCAGCCAUACACAGCUAGAGACCAGGACCCUCCAGCUUUCUGUCUGGCACUAUGACAGAUUUGGGCACAACAGCUUUCUUGGGGAGGUGGAAAUUCCUUUGGACUCCUGGAAUUUUGAAAAUCAGACAGAUGAAUGGUUUGUGCUUCAACCCAAGCUGGAGGUUGCAGCAGAUGUCGGGCUUCAGUAUAAAGGAGAGCUGAUAGUUGUUUUACACUACAUUCCCCCUGAGAAAAACCUAAUGCUUCCCCUCGGACAGUUUCAAGGAAAGAAGAGUUUAAAAAAAGGAAAGAAAGGAAACACACAGCUGCCUUCUGGGGGUAUGUUGGAGGUCCUCAUCAAGGAAGCCAAGAAUUUAACAGCUGUGAAGUCAGGAGGCACUUCUGACACAUUUGUUAAAGGAUAUCUGCUCCCAGAUAACAACAAAGCAACAAAACAUAAAACUCCUGUAAUAAAGAAGAGUGUUAACCCCCACUGGAAUCACAGCUUCACUUUCAGCGGCUUGAAUCCUACGGAUCUACACAACGUAUGCCUAGAACUGACAGUCUGGGACAAGGAGUCACUCUCCAGUAACAUCUUUUUGGGAGGUGUCCGUUUGAGCACUGGAAGCGGUGUAAGUAACGGGAAGGAAGUUGAUUGGAUGGAUUCUCACGGGGAAGAGCAGCACCUCUGGCAAACGAUGAUGGACAAUCCCGGAGUUUCUGUGGAAGGUGUAUUAAUGCUGAGAUCUAGCAUGGGAAAACGCAGACUCUGA
This is a messenger RNA of Emys orbicularis (European pond turtle), 2307 nucleotides long. It is a transcript of the gene SYTL5, whose product is annotated as synaptotagmin like 5. The record is from RefSeq and is a predicted model, not a curated record. Bases 1 to 2307 code for a protein of 768 amino acids. Lineage: Eukaryota; Metazoa; Chordata; Testudines; Emydidae. The transcript has 17 exons. Gene Ontology annotation, biological process: exocytosis; intracellular protein transport. Gene Ontology annotation, cellular component: exocytic vesicle; plasma membrane. Gene Ontology annotation, molecular function: small GTPase binding; neurexin family protein binding; phospholipid binding.